Seriola aureovittata is the source of this 4247-nucleotide messenger RNA. RefSeq names its product BRCA1 associated RING domain 1 (gene bard1). The record is from RefSeq and is a predicted model, not a curated record. The coding region runs from base 181 to 2601 and encodes 806 amino acids. The transcript has 11 exons. NCBI's taxonomy places the organism in Eukaryota, Metazoa, Chordata, Actinopteri, Carangiformes, Carangidae. Gene Ontology annotation, molecular function: protein binding.
UCUCAUUCUUUGGGGGAGGGCCGAAACUUACGUCAUUGCCGUGGUUAUGGCAACCAUGACUUCCUCCCAUUUGGCGGGAGAUGUAAGUAACAGGAAGCAGGUUCGACUUGUUUUGCAAUCUUGACCCGCAAAGUUAUAACAGAAGAGCUAGAAAACAAACAAGCAAAAAUUAUCGUAAGCAUGAACAAUGAUGUCCCCGUGCAGACAGAGGACUGGAAGAGCACUAAAGAGGCGGUUGCAAACUUUCGACGACUGCUACUUUGCUCCAAAUGUUCAAAUUUAAUGAGGGAACCUGUGUGUCUAGGAAUGUGUGAGCAUAUGCUGUGCAGGUCCUGUGCUGGCUCCCGUGCAGGAGAUGGCUGUGUGGUGUGUCACAGCCCUGCAUGGGUGAAGGAUAUCCAAAUCAAUAGGCAGCUGAGCAGCAUCAUACAGCUCUUCUGUGGUUUGGAGUCCCUGCUCAAUCCCAUAGAACAACCAGACUCCUCUGUCACUGAGAUUCAGACACAACCUGACAGCCCUGUCUUUAAACACAAGAAGAACUUCAAGAUCUGGUUCAGCCCCCGCAGCCGCAAGGUGCGCUGCACAGUGGAGAAGCCUUCAGAGGUCAUAGUACCAGACAGCAGGUCUUCUGGAGAAACAGCUGCAGCACAGCCAGAUACCAUUACUGCUCAAGGCCAGGACCUGUCAGUUUUCAAUUUCACCUCGUCCUCCCAAGACUCUUCUUCUACUCAAAAAUGCAACAAUGAAAACAAAAAAAAGGAGAAGAGGUCAACUAAGAAAAAUGCUGCUGGCAGGAAGGCACUGGGAGCCACAAGGACCACACGAAAGCAGACCAUGAAGGUGACGAAGAAGAACAGGCUAGAGGCUAUAAAUCAGCAAUGGGGGAUCAGUGGGGAUGUAGAUGCCUUAAAGGAAAAAGAGCAGCCCUGUGCUGAAGGGGCAAGGAGGUCCAGUAAAAGGGUUUCUUUCCUAAGCCCUGCUGUCACCUCCGACCAGCCUAAGCCCGAAGUACCAAAGGGGAGUACUGAUGAACUCAGCCCUGGCAGCAGUACCAUGAGGGAAAGCCUCUCAGGAGGCAGCACCACUCAAAUGAAUUACCCCUCCUCAGAUGGUCAGAGCAUGUCAAACGGUGUCAUCCAAAAAAACUCACUCUCUACAAAUGACCUCAACCCAACUGAAGAUCCUGAAAAACAGGAGAACAUUUCUCCCCCAAAACCUUCCUCAAAAAGAACCAGGGUGGUGGAGAAAGUUGGCACCUUGGAGACUACACCAAAAAGGCCCAGGACUUCCCCAGGCCGGAGGAGAAAAUCCCCGGGUCAGAUGUCACCAGUUGUCCUUAACCCUCCUUUUUCGAUUACCCCCAGGUGUGACAAGAGCACCAAAAUCUCUAGAGAUGAGCAAGGACACAGCCCCUCUCUCCUAGCCACCAUUGGUCGAAAAUCUCCCUGUUCUCAUGGUGCACCUGUUGGACGGCCCAGCACAGGAAGCCCUGCAGUUAUGAAGAGGAACCACAAGGGAGAGAGCCUGCUACAUCUAGCUGCUAUAAAGGGAGAUGUAGAGGCUGUCAAGGAACUGCUGGACCAGGGGGCUGACCCUAACCUGAAGGAUAAUGCUGGGUGGACACCUCUGCACGAGGCAUGUAACCUGGGUCACAUGGCAGUUGUGGAGGUUUUGGUCUCAAGGGGAGCCCUAUUGAACACACCUGGCUAUGAAAACGACUCGCCACUCCAUGAUGCUGUGAGGAACGGACAUCCAGCCAUUGUCAAAUUGCUGCUGCAGCAUGGAGCCUCACAGAAUGUACUUAAUCUGCAUGGAAAGCAGCCUGCAGAUUAUGCAGUGAGUCUGGAGAUGCUGGAGAUUUUCCAGGAAGCCUCAGAGGGAACCCAAUAUGCUAAUGUCUCUUUUAGCCCCUCAGCCAGUCUUUCUGCGGUGAGUGACUUUGUGAGGAGAGAUGAAAGGGUUGCGUUUUUUGCCAGCAAGCUUUCUCAGCCAGCACAGCUUCAACUAGCCAAACUGGGACAGCUACUAGGAGGAAAAGUGGUUGACACCUUUUCUGGCUCAGUGAGCCACAUUGUGGUGCCAGAAGGACACAUGCCCACUACCUACUCCACCCUCCUGGGUCUCCUUGCUGGCUGCUGGGUUGUCAGAUACAGCUGGGUGGAGGCAUGUCUGCAGGCGGGCAAGUGGAUGCCCGAAACUGAGCACGAAGCAGGAGAAGGCCCCCAGCGCAGUCGCGUCAACAGAUGUAGCUUGCUCCCACCGCUCUUCGACGGCUGUUUCUUCUUCCUCCUGGGAUCCUUUAAGGCGCCUACCAAAGAUGAGCUCAGCAAGCUGCUCCGAGAAGGAGGAGGUCAGCUCCUGAGCCGGCAGCCCAAGCCCGACAGCGAUGUGACACAAACCCUGAGUGCAGCUGCUUACCACGCCCUGCCAGGCUCCGACCAGGCUCUCUGCACUCAGUACAUUAUCUUUGAUCCUCAAGGACCUCACAAGCCCACAGUGGUCAGACGAGGUAAGGUGUGGUCAGCUCCCUCUACCUGGAUUAUCAACUGCAUUGCAGCCUUCCGGCUCCUUCCCGUCCCUGAUUCUCAAAAUCUGGUGUGAACUAUAUACUAAAUGAUAAUUUUGCACCGUCACUUAUGUUAUUGCAUGGAAAUUAUGUGUGUUUUGCUUUUUAAAUAUGUGAUGAUUAAGUUGACAUGACAUGAUAAGACAUGAAUCACAUAAACAACAAUUAAAACAAUAAUGUAGCUGAUGAAAUCUUUGAAUGUUUUUUUGUUUCUUUUCUUGACAUCAUACUAAGCAGAUACCUCAAACCACCUUAACUUACUCCUUUUUAAUGUGAAGGGACAGGUAUCUACUGAAAACUUCUCACCCUGUCUCUAAGGGUAAGCGCUGCCACCCUGUGAAGGAAACUCAUGACCAUAGGUGACGGUUAGAAAUUAGAUUGAAUGGUAAAUUUCUCCCUCUUCACUGCGACACUCCAGUACAACAUCCACAUCACUGUAGAUGCAGCAGCAACCUCUCUGUCCAUCAUUAAGAUAUAAAGUUUUCUCUGCCGCCGAGCAUGGCUUCUUGCCGGGAGCAGGUGGUGAUUGUCACUUGACAAGAGCUUCGGCCAUUGUUGCGUUUACAACACAAGAUCAUAAUAGGCCCUCUGAGCAGCACUAGUCUUGAGGACAGACUGGAAAAUGACUUAAAAUGACGUUUCUACUAGACUGGUAAGUAAACAGCUGUUAAUGCCAACAUUGGCAAUGUAGCAGUAUCAAAGCUUACAAUUAGCCUCUUUAAACACAUUUGAGGCACUUUCCACUAUUGCACAAAUUUCGUGUUAAUUCAGCAUUUUGUAUGUGUCGUUUGGGUGUCCCACUCAAAUUAAUUUGUUGUCUGCUGCAAAAUUUAAUGAGUAGUUUUAGUGUAGAAUAGCAUUCCAUAACCUGCAUGGAUUUACCAGGGAGAGAUAAUUAUCUAAUUAUCUAAUUGAGAAGGCCUGUUUGAUACAAAUGGAGGGAGUGUGUUCCUUAAAAAGAUCAAUGGACAUUCAAUAUAAAGUAUAGAAUAGGAAAAACAAAGCAAUUAAUUGUUCUGUCACAGCUCUGGCACUUGCUGUGAAAAAGAAGCAAAACUUUUCUUUUGUGUCCAUUAGGGGUGUGUAUGUGUGUAUGUGUGCGUGCGUGUCCGUAUUCCUCACCACUAACACUGGUCUGCAGGUAUGUGUGCUUUAAGAGGUCUUCUACUGGCCAUCUCCCAAGAUGGGAUUCAAUGGGAUUAGUCAGGGAUGCACCUAAUUGCUAUUGAUUGCUAUGUGCUGCAUAAAAUUGCUUCCCUUUUCUUGUCCACGCUGGGAGGUGGGAGAAGGCAAUUAGCAGUGCGGAUGAGAUAGAAGCCCAGACUGCCUUGUAAUGAAAUAGAAUGGAGGAAUGAACCUGUGAGUAAUGCCCUUGAACUCACUGAGCAUUACAAAACCAUUAAGCACUGGUAUCUUCUUAUUUUCUCUCAGAGAGCUGUGAGUCAGGAAAAUACUGUAAUUUUAUUUAUUUGGAAAUGUUCUGCUUAUAGUAAAGAUCGCCUGGAGAUAUGCUGUGUACCGAGUCAGCUGUAAAGUUUCAUGUCGAGUAUUGUUUGUUGUUGCUUGCACGGUUUUAUUAUGUGGAAAUUGUGGCUGAAUUCAAGGAGAGUUGCUUAGCAGCAUUCUCUAAGUUUCAAUUAAAUUUCAUCUCACAUGCUGCCCCUGCCAUACAUUCAGUUGC